GUGUAUAAUUGAAUCACACGUUGAAUGUUUUCAACUAAUCACAAAGAUAUAGGAACUUUAUAUAUAAUUUUUGGCGCAUUUUCUGGAAUGAUAGGAACUGCUUUAAGUAUGUUAAUUAGAAUAGAACUAUCAACACCAGGGAGAGUAAUAGGGGACGAUCAUUUAUAUAAUGUUAUAGUCACAGCUCAUGCUUUUGUAAUGAUAUUUUUUUUAGUUAUGCCAGUUUUAAUAGGAGGUUAUGGGAAUUGAUUUGUACCUAUAUAUAUAGGAGCCCCAGAUAUGGCUUUUCCUAGAUUAAAUAAUUUGAGUUUUUGAUUACUUCCUCCAGCAUUAAUUUUACUUUUAACUUCAUCCUUAGUUGAACAAGGAGCAGGAACAGGUUGAACUGUUUACCCCCCAUUAUCUGGGCCUUUAGCUCAUUCAGGAGGAUCUGUAGAUUUAGCUAUUUUUAGUCUUCAUUGUGCUGGAUUUUCUUCCAUUGCAGGAGCAAUUAAUUUUAUUACAACUAUUUUUAAUAUGAGAACACCGGGUUUAACAUUUGACAAACUUCCUUUGUUUGUGUGAUCAGUGUUAAUAACAGCAUUUUUAUUACUCCUUUCUUUACCUGUUUUAGCAGGAGCAAUAACUAUGCUACUAACUGAUAGAAAUUUUAAUACUACUUUUUUUGAUCCAGCUGGAGGAGGAGACCCUGUUUUAUAUCAACAUUUAUUUUGAUUUUUUGGUCACCCUGAAGUUUAUAUUUUAAUAAUCCCAGGAUUUGGAAUUAUAUCUCAAAUCAUACCUAUAUUUAGCUCAAAAAAUCAAGUUUUUGGAUACUUAGGUAUGAUAUAUGCUCAAUUGGCUAUAGCUUUCUUAGGUUUUAUUGUUUGAGCUCAUCAUAUGUUUACUGUAGGAAUGGAUGUUGAUACUAGAGCUUAUUUUACAGCAGCUACUAUGAUUAUUGCUGUCCCAACAGGAAUUAAAAUUUUUAGUUGAUUAGCAACAAUGUAUGGAGGAAAAAUUAAUUUAUCUACACCUAUGUUAUGAGCUACUGGUUUUAUAUUUUUAUUCACUUUAGGUGGAUUAACUGGUGUAAUUUUAGCUAACGGAUCAUUAGAUAUUUUAUUACAUGAUACAUAUUAUGUAGUAGCUCAUUUUCAUUAUGUUUUAUCAUUAGGUGCAGUAUUUGCUAUGUUUGGAGGAUUUUAUUUUUGAUUUGGAAAAAUUUCUGGAUUUGCUAUCAAUGAAACUUUUGGUAAAAUUCAUUUUUGAAUUACCUUUAUAGGAGUAAAUUUAACUUUUUUCCCUCAACAUUUCUUAGGAUUAGCAGGAAUGCCUAGAAGAUAUGCAGACUUUCCAGAUAGCUUAUUUACUUGAAAUGCUAUCAGCUCUUUAGGCUCUAUUAUUUCUAUAAUAGGAGUAGUAUGAUUCAUUUAUGUAAUUUUUGAUGCUUUCUAUUCAGAAGAAAAAUUUAUUUCUUGAAAUAACUUAGAUGUAGAAAAAAUAAAUACUUUAGAAUGAUCAUUAAAUUGUCCACCUAGUCAUCAUACUUUUAAUGAAUUACCUUUUAUAAACCAUUCAACCCAUUAA
Messenger RNA from Hydra vulgaris (swiftwater hydra), 1569 nucleotides. Lineage: Eukaryota; Metazoa; Cnidaria; Hydrozoa; Anthoathecata; Hydridae. The record is from the annotation of a RefSeq genome assembly.